Messenger RNA from Parastagonospora nodorum SN15, 168 nucleotides. RefSeq lists its product as hypothetical. The transcript has a single exon. Lineage: Eukaryota; Fungi; Ascomycota; Dothideomycetes; Pleosporales; Phaeosphaeriaceae. The record is from RefSeq and is a predicted model, not a curated record. Bases 1 to 168 code for a protein of 55 amino acids.
AUGAGUUCCAGCGAGGGCGUCUUCCCGCCGCCCUUCUACCUGCAUAGCAUCGUGAGGAAGAUGUACGUUGCUCCAGCCAGUUUGUCCAGAGCGUUGGAACUCCCAAUCUUCGUUGAAAAGUGUCGCUACUUCGGCCAUCUUGUGCGUCUGCCAUGCACUGGAAGUUGA